This is a messenger RNA of Dovyalis caffra, 945 nucleotides long. The record is from the annotation of a GenBank genome assembly. NCBI's taxonomy places the organism in Eukaryota, Viridiplantae, Streptophyta, Magnoliopsida, Malpighiales, Salicaceae.
AUGUGGUUUUUCGGAAGGAAAUGGCCAUCUGGGUUUUCUUCCAGUUCCACAGCGGAGGAAGUCACAGAAGGCAUUGAUGGAAGUGGCCUCACUGCUAUUGUUACAGGAGCAUCAAGUGGUAUUGGCGCAGAGACAGCGCGUGUUCUUGCUUUGCGCGGUGUCCAUGUAGUUAUGGCAGUAAGGAACGUGGAUUCUGGUAAGAAUGUCAAAGAAGAAAUACUAAAGGAAAUCCCCAAUGCUAAGGUUGAUGUGAUGGAGUUGGAUCUCAGCUCAAUGGCCUCGGUUCGGGAAUUCGCAUCCAAAUAUAAUUCCUUGGGUCUUCCGCUGAAUAUCCUUAUUAACAAUGCAGGGAUUAUGGCAUCUCCUUACAUGCUCUCCAAAGACAACAUAGAACUGCAGUUUGCAACCAACUAUCUAAGCCCUUUUCUUCUUACAAAUCUUUUGUUGGACAACAUGAAAAACACAGCACGUGAAAGUAGUCGAGAAGGAAGAAUUGUUAAUCUAUCUUCAUCAGCUCAUCGUCAUCCAUUCCCUGGAGGAAUUCGUUUUGAUAAAAUCAAUGAUGAAGCAGGAUAUGGCAGUAUAAAAGCUUAUGGACAAUCAAAGCUUGCUACUCUAUUGCAUGCUAAUGAGCUUGCAAGACGUUUCAAGGAAGAAGGAGUAAACAUAACUGCUAAUUCACUUCAUCCUGGAGGCAUUCACACCAAUCUUUUCCGCUAUCAUACUGUUCUUAGUGGCUUUGCGAAUACAAUCGGCAGAUUCAAGUUCAAAUCUGUUCCCCAGGGAGCUGCAACUACAUGCUAUGUGGCAUUGCAUCCGCAAGUUAAUGGGGUAAGCGGCAAGUAUUUUGAGGACUGUAACAUAUCGAAACCAAGUGCAUAUGGUGAAGAUGCAGAAUUGGCCAAAAAACUAUGGGAAUUCAGCUUGCCCUUGACCAAUCCCUAG